CGACUCUUUAACAAUCGCACCGGACGAUCUUCUACCGCGUGACAUUCAUCGCUUCAAAUCUGUCGAGCUCUCCCGUAUAUUGAGUCAGAUUGGUGACCAACUGGCCACGCUAUGUUUUGGCGAACAUGAUACCAUUGAAUGGGUUAAAGAUUCCGAAAACUGGGAUAGGCCCGAUUUCCGAUUGCCGAAAAGGAUGCCGAAAUUGCAAAAGUAUCGGAACGUGCUGAUCGAUGUUUUUCAGUGUGACGACGUCUUGCAAGACUUGGAAAGGAUGCCCGCCCUGAAAACGCUCGUGAUUGGAAAGACACAUACAGAAGAGUCGACGAGUUUGCAUGAAUUUUUGCAAACCAUUUUCGCAGCUGGGAGUGUUUUUGGGGGUGUGAAGAAUUUAAAGAUUUUUGAGUCGCAUGAUCCCAAGCUUUUGGACGGAUUGAAGGUUGCGUUUCCGAACUUGGUGAGAUUAAAGGUUGGCACGAUUAGCCAGGUGGAUCACCGCGGAGAGCGGAGUGGGAUGAAGUUGGGCGCGGUUCUGAAGGCGUGUGGGGGGUUGGGGAGGGUUGAAACACAUGAAAUUAUCACUGCCCACGUAUCCGGACGAAAUUGUGGAUGUCUUUCGGGGUCUGUUGGGUGGUAUGGAAUUGUAUAAAGGGCUGAAAACGUUAACAAUUUUGAGCUACCAUGGCCCUGACGAGACCCACGAUUUGACGGAGAUCGAGAUGGAGCUCUUUAAACAACUGCUCUUCGCGAUGGAUGGAAUGGACGAGGUCGAAAUUGGGAAUCUUUGCUUUAGCGAAGAAUCUGCCAGAGACAUGUUCGAAUUUAUGGAGGCCCAUAAAAUGUCGGUCUCGAAGUUUAAGAUAUUUGAGGGAAUGGAGUGUCACGACUUUUUGGAAAUUUGAUUUUGUGCUGAAAUAUUUAAAACUACUUUUUUUGAGUAAGCAGCAGCAGCAGCUUGAAUGAGCAGUGUUCUUGAUACAAAAAUGUCACUUUUGGAAUUAGAAGUUUAUCCAUGAAUUGAAAUAAUUUAAUGUUUUCUUAUUCCAUAAUAUUUAAAAAAUUACAUACAUACUAAAUUUAUUAAAUAUUCACUUUGUAUUGUUGAAUAAAGAUAAGGUCACUGGCCUAAUUUAAUUAAAUUGAUUCUGGA
Molecule: messenger RNA, 1147 nt
Organism: Folsomia candida
Lineage: Eukaryota; Metazoa; Arthropoda; Collembola; Entomobryomorpha; Isotomidae
Exons: 3
Coding region: 567-899 (110 amino acids)
Source: RefSeq, a predicted model, not a curated record